Menidia menidia (Atlantic silverside) is the source of this 2589-nucleotide messenger RNA. Lineage: Eukaryota; Metazoa; Chordata; Actinopteri; Atheriniformes; Atherinopsidae. The record is from the annotation of a GenBank genome assembly.
UUGGCUGCAGGUGUCACGGGAAGAGCUCAAUCCUGCUUUAAGAAUAAGCCGAAGACGCUAACGGAUUUUAAUCGCAACAACCUCUUUGACUUCUCCAAGAAACUGACCACUUCAAACCCGAUAAAAAUGAGCGCUGUUGUCCCCAACCAUCGAAGGACCAAGCCAGGCGGCAUAAAGCCAGGGGCGGCUAACAGCGGCGUGACUGGACCAACCUCCCAGAUCCCCGGUCUGUCCCAGAGUGCGGACGAAAACACUCCAGCGGAGCGGAUCAGUGGACGUCGGGUCGGGAUAUUUGCUUCUGAUUCCGACUACGUGAAGCUCGCGAAGCAGGGUGGACACAAAGGGCUGCUGAGUCACGACGCCGACGAAGACGACAAACCCAAGAAAUCCUACAAUCCACCCAACUGGUUUGGAGGCAAUGAGUCGAAGAGUGGGAGCAAAGCAACGUCUCCCGACAGCCAGGCGAAGGCGGGCAGGCAGCCCCUGGCCGCACCGUUUGGCACUGAUAACGGUUCGUCCUGGGAAAGGGAGACUGAUAGUUUUUCCCAUGGUAAAGAGAAGGUGUCUCCAGACGGGGCUGCCCACGAGAUGGAGGGCCUGUCUCUAGCCGGCAACUUCAAGAGAACGUCUUACGAUAAGAAGGCGCCUCCGGUCAGCAUGUCCAAGCUGCUCAGCCACGGCUACGUGGAGGAGAAGAAGAAGUCGCCCAACGACGACGAUGCCUCAAGUACGAAUCUGAGCCCGAAUGCGAAGGCAAUCCAACCGUUGUGUGGGGUGUGUUUUGGCUGGAAAUUGAGUCUGGAAAGUGUGACUUCGGAACAAACCAGCACCGUCAUGACGGAGGACGUGGACGAGCUGGAGUAGGCCCCCCCCCCCCCCACGGGUGGUGGCCGUUUUUAUUGUAACGCUGGUGACACAAACCCCACGAAACACGCCGCCCCACCCCACCCCCCCGUCCGUCCGCCUCACUCACCUCUUACUGUCCCGUUCACUGUUUCGGUUUUGUACUGAUGUUUAAAUGCAAAGGUACCGCCCUCUCUUAUUUAUUUGCUUCGAUUCGUAGGAGAAAAGACAAAACACAAUGGAGUUCCAGUAUCGGUGCUGGCAGUAAAUUUCUUUUUGUUUUUGUUAGUUUUUUGCUUUUUUUGAAGGUUUGAAGGGGUCAGGUGGGGGGGGGGGGGGGGUUGGUUGGAAACUUAACAGGCCUCACUCCCACCCCCCCCUCCGGUCGUAUGAAGAUCGAGUUAGAAGUUUUAAAGUGUUUGUGCUCUUGAAUUGUAGUUCCAGUGACGUGAAUUAUGAUUUCAUUUGACCAAGGGCUCCUGCUCUCUGAAAGGAUGCGAGUUAUUGUUUUCUAAUUCCUUAUGGUGGGUGUUUUUUUUUAGCUGUUGGUGCGGAGACAAAAUGAUUUGUUGAUUUUACAGUUGUGAUCACAUAAUGAAGCGAGCAGCGACAGGUUAGUGCUGCCAUAAAGGGGGCCAAAAAUGUUUAGUUUUGUUCUUUAAAAAUGAAAAAACAGUUAGCUUGUUGCUCAGCAAAUAGGUUUUUAGUUUAAAAGUCGCUCAAAGGUUAAAAUUGGCUAAACUAAACGAGAGCACCGCGAUGCUAGGCUCACCCAAUAACGAGAAAUGCCAACUAACACACGGUUUACACAAAAAAAAGCCAACAAACGGACCAUGCUAACCAAACUGUUUUUACCCAAGUGUGCUGCAUUUUAUAUUUAGUUUUUCCUUAGUGCGGUAGUGAUCAAGUAGGAGUUAGACGUCAUUGACGUUUUUAGGUGAAGAAAACUUCCACUUCAGAAGCUCUUCCUGUUUUUUCCCGCCAUUUUGUGUCUCCCUGAAACGAACGGGGCGGGAUUUUUCCCACCAGAGAAUGUUAAAAGUUGGCAGCGAUUCGGUUCAAGUUGCAGUCGUUUUUGUUUAGUUUUUUUUGUCCAAAUUCAGCCGGGUUGUUUCCUUUCCAAAAUAGGAAGUGGCUCCUAAAGUGGAAGGAUUUCGGGGCAAUGUCCGUACGUGUAGAUCCGACAAAUUCCACAGUUCUCUGAACUGAAGUUGCGAGAGGAGAAGAUGUUUGUGGUUUCCAACGCCCCAGAGAGGCGUCGGCCUCCACAAAGCAGUGUUUACGAUGUCGAAUUUCUGUACAUGUGGUAUAUAGUGUUACAGUAUACAAGGAACGGCGAAUGUAUCACCUCUUAUGAUGUCUGCUCCUAAGGAUGGGUUUAUUUUCCAACCGGCCAUUUUGAAGUAUUCAGGUAAUCUUGCGUUCCAUUGCGGCGUCAUCGUUUUAAAGAGCAGAAGGGAGACGACACUUAGUGGCUUAACUUUGCGGAGUCCAGUCGUUAUUUUACGUUUUAGGUUGUUUUUUUUGUUUUUUUUCGCUUUGUAAAUCUUGGAAGUGGUGUUAGUUUAUGUGAAAUGCAAAACGCGCGAGAGGCCGACGGCCGCCGGUCCACAGAGGUAUCCCCUCAAGCGUUUCGGCACGAGGAGAAAAAGUCCUCCCGAUAAUAUUCCAUGUAAGAACCUGCUCAUGUUGAUGGCUGCACACACACUCUUGUCAAUUCAAUAAAUGGGCAUGUGCAUGUGCACA